GAAAUGGGAUAAAUAGCUGCAGCACUGACCCCCUCCCCCACCUGGACCCCAGCAAGUUGGAAGCAGAGCUAAGGCUGGACUCUUAUUCACCUUCAGCAAGAGACAAAUACUGUAGCAGCUCGAUUUCAGCCUCCUGUGCAGCCAGGAAUUCAGGUGUGAGCCCAGAUCCCAUUCUACAUGGCAUCCAGUUCUGUGUACCUUUAGAUGGUCAGGUGUAUAGUUGGUCAAGAGGAAGAUCACAAGUUCAAGGCCAGCCUGGGCAACAUAGCAAGACCCUCUUAAACCAAACCAAACCAAACCCUGGCAGGAGUCGCUGAGCUCAGCAGGAGUGAACUUUCUGGAGCAGCGGCUGCAGCACCCAUGGCGCCACCUUGGGUGCCCCCGGUGGGCUUCACGCUGGUGCCCAGUCUAGGGGGCUUUGUGGGCUCCUACUUCGUGCGAGGAGAAGGUCUCCGCUGGUACGCCGGCCUCCAGAAGCCUGCGUGGCACCCGCCGCGCUGGGCGCUCGCCCCCAUCUGGGGCACGCUCUACUCAGCCAUGGGAUAUGGCUCCUACAUGGUCUGGAAAGAACUGGGGGGCUUCACAGAGGAGGCUGUGGUUCCCCUGGGUCUCUACGCUGGGCAGCUGGCCCUGAACUGGACGUGGCCCCCUAUCUUCUUUGGUGCCCGAGAGAUGGGCUGGGCCUUGGUGGAUAUCCUGCUCAUCGGCGGGGCAGCAACAGCCACGACCGUGGCCUGGCACCGGGUGAGUCCGCAGGCCGCCAGGCUGCUGUACCCCUACCUGGCCUGGCUGGCCUUUGCCACUGCGCUCAACUAUACCCUAUGGCGAGACAACCGAGGCCGGCCCGGGAGGUGGCACCCGGAGUGAGGAUCCUGGCCUGCCAAGCACUGAGCACCGCUGCCACAGCCACGCCUGCCUGCCUGCCCGCCCGGCCUGCCAGCCAUCCAUCUGGAUGUGGACCUGAGCCCAGGGCCGCCAGCAGCUGCGGGGCGGGUGGGCCCAGUCCCACGCAGGUGCAGGGUCCCGUGCCUCUGCACCGCGUGAGGCAGGCUGUCAUUUUCUACCCAAUAAAGUUUGCAGGCAGC
Messenger RNA from Dipodomys ordii (Ord's kangaroo rat), 1085 nucleotides. RefSeq names its product translocator protein (18kDa) (gene Tspo). Gene Ontology annotation, cellular component: membrane; endoplasmic reticulum. The coding region runs from base 361 to 867 and encodes 168 amino acids. NCBI's taxonomy places the organism in Eukaryota, Metazoa, Chordata, Mammalia, Rodentia, Heteromyidae. Gene Ontology annotation, molecular function: cholesterol binding. The record is from RefSeq and is a predicted model, not a curated record. The transcript is spliced from 5 exons.